This is a messenger RNA of Gracilinanus agilis (Agile Gracile Mouse Opossum), 3365 nucleotides long. It is a transcript of the gene REPIN1, whose product is annotated as replication initiator 1. The transcript is spliced from 4 exons. The record is from RefSeq and is a predicted model, not a curated record. NCBI's taxonomy places the organism in Eukaryota, Metazoa, Chordata, Mammalia, Didelphimorphia, Didelphidae. Bases 1 to 2127 code for a protein of 708 amino acids.
AUGGGCUUGGCGGGGGUGAGGCUGGGCCUGCUGCUGGGCGGGGAAGCGGCGCCGGUUUCCCCGUACAUGGAUGGGAGGCGUGCGUACAAGCACACGGACCGGGAGGCAUCCCUUCAUUCUGGAAAGGAUCGGAGAUACCUCUCUCCGGGGAGAAGUAGGUUCAUUCGGAAACGAGGCUGGAAAGAGAAUCGCCUGUUCCUGCGUUCCCAGGGGUCUCCAGGGGAGGAGCCAUGUGGCAGUGGGGGGCAGCUUUCUGCUGGUGGGAGGAGGGUCCUCCGAAACACCACAGGGCAAGGACCUCUUCUGGAGCGUCGCUGCAGGAGACCCCCUGCAAUGGGCCCAUCCCGGGCUCGGCUCUUCCCUGGAUCUUUUCAGGAGUCACUCCAAAGGUCGGGGAAGGAUAUUCAUAGGAUUAAAUUAGAAGGGGCUGUGGCAGGUAGUCCUGGGGGCCUUUUCCAGGGUGGUGCCUACCGCUGUGCCCGAUGUGGGAGGCACUUCCCUGUAUGGGCAGCCUUGCGGCAUCACACUCGUCGCCGCCAUGGCCGCCCUCCUCUGCCCUGCCCUGAGUGUGGGCGCCGAUUUCACCAUGCUCCUUUCUUGGCCUUACAUCGACUGGCCCAUUCAGCUGCCACAGCUCUAUCUCCUGACACAAGCUUUUUUUGCCAAGUCUGUAGGCAGAGUUUUAAGAGUUGGGCAGCCCUUGCAAUGCAUGGCCAGGUUCAUGCCUCAUCUGCCCGAGCAGUUGCUUGCCCCAAGUGUGAGAAGCGCUUUAGCCGAGCCUCCCAGCUACGGGCACACCUCAGAAAGAACCACCCACCUGCCCCACCACCUCGACGUUUCAUCUGCAGUGGCUGUGGUCAGAGUUUUGCACAGUGGGCUGAGCUGGUAGCCCACAAGCAGAUCCAUGUAGCUGAAGCACAGGCAUCAGAAAAAGCCCUUGCACCUCGACCCCGGGGCCGCCCAGCACUUACAGCUGCCCAGCCAGGUGGUGAUGCUGCUGACCGACCCUUCCAGUGUGCCUGGUGUGGCAAAUGUUUCCGUCAUAAGCCCAACCUGAUUGCUCACCGCCGAGUGCAUACAGGUGAGAGACCCCAUCAGUGUCCUGAGUGUGGGAAACGUUUCACUAAUAAGCCCUACCUGACCUCUCACCGGCGUAUCCAUACUGGUGAGAAGCCUUAUCCGUGCACUGAAUGUGGGCGUCGUUUCCGGCACAAACCCAAUCUUUUAUCUCAUGGCAAGAUUCACCGGCGCCCUCAGGGUUCUGUGGAGGCCACCAGUAGUCAUGGGAGUUUCCAGGUUCCAUCUCAGCUGCUGGAGUCUCAGCAAGACCAAACCACAGACUUACAACAGGACCAGGCUAUAGAUUCUCAGCAGGACCAGGCCAUGAACCUUCAGCAAGACCAACCCCUGGACUCCCAGCAGGAUCAGGCCAUGAACCCUCAGCAAGAUCAGGCCCUGGACUCACAGCAAGACCAAGUCUUAGAUCCCCAACAGGACCAGGGAAUGAACCUUCAGCAAGACCGAGAAAUGGAUUCUGCUACAUCCUAUGGCUAUGAUGAUUGUGGCCGAACUUUCCGGCACAGAAGGUCUCUUCGAGCUCAGCAGCAACUACAUCCUGGGGAGCGUCCUUUCAUCUGCAGUGAGUGUGGAAAGAACUUCAGUAAGAAGACCCAUUUGGUGGCCCACAUCCGUAUCCACUCAGGUGAGCGGCCCUAUGCCUGCAUGGAAUGUGGACGCCGCUUUUCACAAGGAAGCCACCUGGCAGCCCACCGUCGUGACCAUGCCCCAGAGCGACCCUUCAUUUGCCCUGACUGUGGCAAGUCCUUUAGGCACAAGCCCUAUCUGGCUGCCCACCGUCGAAUCCACACAGGCGAGAGGCCCUAUGCCUGUCCUGAUUGUGGCAAGGCCUUCAGUCAGAAAUCCAACCUUGUGUCCCACCGGCGCAUCCACACAGGUGAACGACCUUAUGCUUGCCCUGAUUGUGACAGGCGGUUCAGUCAGAAAUCAAACCUCAUCACACACCGCAGGAGCCAUAGUCGAGAGGGGCCAUUCAUUUGUGCCACCUGUGGUGAAAGUUUUAGUCAUGAGCAAAAGCUCCUGACCCAUCAGAAGAAGCAUGUGGCCUGAGCUUGUGGGAGUGGGAGAGCAGAGAGGGGAGACAAACUCUAGAGGUAGGCAAAGAUAAGGGAUAGAGUUAUCACAAUGGAGAAGGGAUUUAGCAUAUUAGUGAUGGUGGAGUAAGGGAUAGAAAAAGCUCACAGUGGAAGCUGGUCAGGACCUUGGAGAGAGGACUGGGUGUCCUUGUCUUAAGAGGCCUGUUAGAAGUUUCCAGGAGGAUAUACCUCAAACUUCUCACCUCACUGGAAGUUCUGCUUCUCUUCUUGCCCCGUGGAGAAGAAAUGUUUGAAAAGAACCUACAUAAACAUUUGGAGAGAAUGAGGAAAACAUCUGGCUAUAUAUGCAAAGACCUCUAACAUGUUAGCAUCUGGAUUUAUUCAAGCAUUUCCAAGGAAGGAAAUGUCCUAAUAGUCUCAGUUCUUGGCAACACCUGAUUUCUUCCAUCCCUUUCCCUUCAUUCUCCUCACUCCACCCUCCAUCCCAAACCCCAAACUACUACUUUCCAUUACAAGCAUGUAGCCUUCUGUCUACCCACAACCAUUUUUUAGGUUUAUAUUGUCUCAACACAGAGAGCUUUUUCUAUCUUCCCUCUCUAUUUUCAUUUCCCAUGUUGAGACUUUGUCUAAAUCCCUGAAAUAGCCUUUUUCCUUUAGUUCUUCUAGCUCUCAUUACUAUACUGGAGAAGAGGGGAGGCACUUGCUUUCUGAUAAUUAAUCAAAGUUAGGCAAGUGGAAAGACCCUGAAGAAUAGGCAUGGGAGAGAUCUUAAGAGUCUUAUUGGAACAGACCUUAGAGUUCAUCUAGUUCUCACUUAAUGCAGGAAUCUCUUGCUUCAUUUCUUAACAAACCAGCCUCUGCUUGGAUACUUUCAGUGAUGGGGAUUGAGAAACCUUUGAAGUUAGUUUGUUUUGCUAAUGAAAAUCUAGUUGUUAGAAAUUUCUUUCUUAUAUUAUGUGAAAGUAUGCUUUCCUGUACACUCUACCCAUUGGUUCUAGUUUUCUCUCUUGGAGCCAAGCAAUAUGGAGUAGGCCUAUUUCCCUCAAAUUCCAGUAAAUAAACUGAUUUCCAGCUAUGGCUGAAAUGUGUUCUCUCCCCAUGCUGAGUUGCAAAGGUGUGAGGGCUAAGAUGGCUGUUUUCUAUGAGAAAUAUGGGUAGAGGUAGAAACCCAGACAAUAAAAUAAGCAUCAGUGGGUCUACAGUGAGGGUGAAGGAGAAUGGGCUAUCAAGUCAAGACCCCGAUUGAGUGAU